Beta vulgaris subsp. vulgaris (sugar beet) is the source of this 2847-nucleotide messenger RNA. RefSeq lists its product as uncharacterized. Gene Ontology annotation, molecular function: protein binding; RNA binding. Bases 88 to 2583 code for a protein of 831 amino acids. Gene Ontology annotation, cellular component: nucleus. Lineage: Eukaryota; Viridiplantae; Streptophyta; Magnoliopsida; Caryophyllales; Amaranthaceae. Gene Ontology annotation, biological process: RNA processing. The record is from RefSeq and is a predicted model, not a curated record. The transcript is spliced from 16 exons.
UAACACCCUAAUUACUACAAAAGUUGAGAACAAUACAGGGCUGGCACUUCUCUUCAUCACCUCGCUCGCUCCGUCACACCUCUGAAAAUGUCGGAACCCAUGAAAUCACAUGAAAUAUUACCGUCAGAAAAUCCCGACGAUAAUGGCGAACACACCAAUACUCUCGCUGCAUCAUCUAUGGACGAGUCGAGCUCCGAGUCCAACUCUGAGUCUGACGACGAAGUUCAAGAAGCGCUGGAGCUGAAAACCCUAGAAUCUGAGCUCUCUCGCAGUCCUUCAAACUAUGAUUUACAUGUUAAGUAUAUAAAGUUGUUAAGGAAAUUAGGGGAGAUUGAUAAGCUCAGGCAAGCUAGGGAAUCGAUGAGUGAGAUUUUCCCCUUAACACCCACAAUGUGGCAGGAGUGGGCUAAAGAUGAAACUACUUUAUCUUCAAGGCCUGAGGCAAUUGCAGCUAUUGAAAAGAUCUAUGAACGAGGUGCAUCUGAUUAUAUGUCUGUCCCUCUUUGGUGUGACUACUUAAAUUUUAUGCAAGAACAUGAGCCUUCAAUCCGCGAGUGUUCAGCUGCUGGUGUUUCAAAGGCAAGAAACUUAUUUGAGCGUGCUCUUACAGCUGCUGGUUUGCAUUUUAGUGAAGGCAUUAAGAUAUGGGAAAAUUACAGAGAAUUUGAACAAGCUAUUUGCCUUACAAUUGAAGAUUCUGAUACUGAGGGGAAAGAAAAGCAGAUCCAGCGUAUUCGAAAUAUAUUUCACAGACAGCUUUCUGUCCCCCUGGCUGAUAUGAAUUCGAGUUUACAUGCUUAUAAAGUAUGGGAGGUGGAGCUAGGGAGCAAUCUUGAUGUUAAUUCUGGUGAUCUGGAAGGUAUUUCUACUCAUGUUGCUUCUGCUUAUAAGAAGGCAUUGGAGAUGUAUAAUGCUCGGGUUGAUCUCGAAGAGCAAAUUUCUAAAUCUGGUGUACCUGAUAGAGAAAGACUUCCACUCUUUAAGAGAUACUUGAAGUUUGAAGAGUCUACAGGCGACCCUGCGCGAGUUCAGAUUUUAUAUGAACGUGCUAUCACUGAGUUUCCUAUAUCUAGUGAUUUGUGGAUUGAUUAUACACACUAUUUGGAGAAAAUGCUUAAGGUUGGUAAUGUCUUGAAGGAAGCUAUUAGUAGAGCCACUAGGAAUUGCCCUUGGGUUGGGGAACUCUGGGUAAGGCGAUUGCUUUGCUUGGAGCGGGUUCAUGCUUCGGAGGACGAAAUUUCUCUGGUGUUUGAGAAGGCCCUCCAAUGUUCAUUUUCAAGUUACGAGGAGUACCUGGAUUUGUUUCUUACUCGCUUAGAUGGCUUGCGGAGAAGGAUUUCAAUGGCUGGUGAAAUGCAGGUCUUCGAUUAUGCUGUAGUAAGAGACACGUUUCAGCGUGCAUCAGACUACUUGUCUCCACAUCUUAAAGCCACAGAUGCAUUGUUGCAUCUGCAUGCCUAUUGGGCUCGUUUGGAGCUGAGUCUGGCAGAUGAUAUAGUAGCUGCUCGCAGUGUUUGGGAAAGCUUACUGAAGCUUAGUGGCACCAUGCUUGAAGCUUGGCUAGGUUAUAUAAAGAUGGAGAUUGAGAAGGGAAAUCUGAAUGAAGCUAGAUCUAUCUAUCGGAGGUGCUAUACAAAGAGAUUUUCUGGAUCCGGUUCAGAGGAGAUAUGCAAAUCUUGGUUACGUUUUGAGAGGGAAUUUGGCACACUGGAAGAUUAUGACUAUGCUGUUCAGAAGGUUUCACCACGUUUGGAGGAGCUACGGAUGUUUAACUUGCAGCAAGAAUGCAAAACUGUUGCAACUAUUGGAGAUAGUGAACAUUCCUCCAAGAAAAAGGCUCGCGAGAAACGGAAACCAAUUUCAAAUUUGUUAGAUGACCAGUCUCCUUUAAAACGACUAAAAGAUAUCAAGGAUAGCUCUCAGAAAGGGGCCAAGAAAGAUGACGACAAAGGGCAGGAUGUUUCUACAACAACCUGUGUGGAAGAGACUGUAGCAAAUGCUGAAAUGAUGGAUAGCCGCAAUGAACAGCCAAAGGAACAGAACAUGCAUGGAAAGGCUAAGGAACAGAACAUGCAUGAAAUGCCAAAGUACACAGAUCAGUGCACUGCAUUCAUGUCCAAUCUUGAUCUCAAAGUAAACUAUGAAGAUAUUCGCAAGUUCUUUAGUGAUGUUGGUGGAGUUCAAUCUAUCCGAAUAUUGAAGGACAGGGAAACUGGUAAAUCAAGGGGUCUUGCAUAUGUGGAUUUCUGUGAUGAUGCACACCUUGAGGCUGCUGUGGCGAAAAACAGACAGUGGUUACUAAAGAAGAAAAUUAGCAUUGCCCGAUCAGAUCCUUCUAGAAGCAAAAAACAGUCAGGCACACGCCAUAGAGCUGACAGAGAUGGUCCACAGAUACCAACUGGGGAGAAUGCAUCGAUUAAGGGGCGUGACAAUGAUGGAAUCCAACUCAAGGGAAAGAACACAUUUGCAGUUCCACGCAAUGUUAGGCCUUUAGGUUUUACAGCGAACAAGCCAAAAGCUGACGAGGAGGAUGAGAAACCAAAGUCUAAUGAUGAAUUUAGAAACAUGCUUCUCAAAAAGUAGCUGACACAAGAUUUCUAGCGAAUUUCAUUGUACAGUUGGGUAGGUUGUGUUACUAACCACUAUCUGUGAGAAAUUCACCUUGUUGAUAGUCAAAAUGUAUGGUGCUUUUGGAAAGCAUGUCUGAAGUAGCACGUCGGUGGCAGUGUAGUAAACUGAAAAAACUUGGCUCUAUAACUUGAACUGCCACUUUUGGCCUGCUUGUGUGUAUGAGUUCUGAAUAAUCAUUAUAUGGUGCUCUACGGAGCAAAUGAGCCUUUUUGUACA